AUGGAGGUGUUGGGCGAGCCUGCGUCAAAAAGGCGUAGGGUCUCCUAUGGCUCUGAAUAUCGCACCGAUUCUCCGCCCUCUCCACCUCCCCCUUUCUCCGAAUAUAUCCUCCUCGCCAGCGCCAGGUUCUCUGUCCGUCGCUGGGACAUAGAUCUGUCCACGCUUUGCCCAGACGGAAACCCUGUGGGGAUCAAUAUACUCGAGGCGCCGACUCCACGGCAAGAAUAUAGAAUAACCUUCUCUGUCGGUCGAGCCAAGGCCUCGCAGUAUGUCCAUAUCCUGAAUGAGCCGUCGACGGGCGACCCGGUCUUUGAGGAUGCCUUACGCCUGGACUCGGCGGCCAAAUACAAGGCCCCCGCCGCCUUGCCUCUUGCCUGCGCAUACGCUACGAUUCAACCUUCGCCGGAUGGCCCAUGCGUCAUUAUCUCGAUCCUUUGGGAGAAUACCACAAAGAUCAGGGAUCGCAUAGACCCGUUUCUCCUUGAUAUGCUAGGGCGCUAUAUACCGUGUGACACAACCCCGGCUGCGAAGUUUGCGACAUGGAAUCCUCGGCAGUUCUACGACUAUGUCCAUGUACCUGAGAAAACGGAGGAGAACUCGGCAGAUAUCAAAGUUCCAUACCUGGAAUCUCAAUUGUUCCCUUUCCAGAGACGUGCCGUACGCUGGCUCUUGGCAAGAGAACGAGCAGUUCUACACGAUUCGGGACAGGUGACGACUCUUGAUGAAGAUUCCGAUGGGCCUCUUCCCGAAGGAUUCCAGGUAUUUCAGACAGACAGCAAACAAACGUGUUUCGUCAAUCACACGUUGGGUGUAGUCUCCACAGACCGGGCGGCGGUCUUGAAAGACUUCUCGAGCAUAAAAGGUGGGAUCCUUGCGGAGGAAAUGGGGCUCGGAAAGACUUUGGAGGUCAUCUCCCUAAUCUGUCUACAUCGCAAACCAGAGAAUGUUGAAUGCCCUCCAGGUUUGCGACAAUCUUCCGCAACACUGAUCAUUACACCCCCAUCGAUCCUGGAGCAAUGGAGGCAGGAGAUCAAGGAACAUGCCCCCGCAUUGCGAAUACAUCAUUACGAGGGCCUCAGCGGCUAUCGUCGGACUGGUGACAAACUCAUCGAGGAGCUAUUGGAGCAAGACGUGGUGCUCACAACCUACAACGUCAUCGCCAAAGAAAUCCACUACGUGAUGGAAAAGCCAGAGCGCAAUCUACGAAGCCGCCGGCGCGUGGAACCACCGAAGAGUCCUUUGACUCAGAUCUCAUGGUGGCGCGUCUGCCUGGACGAGGCUCAGAUGGUUGAAAGCGGUGUGUCUUCGGCCGCCACGGUGGCUCGGCUGAUUCCUCGCAUCAAUGCCUGGGCAGUCACCGGUACACCGCUCCGGUCAGGACACAGGGACCUCUAUGGUUUGUUACUUUUCCUUCGGUAUAACCCAUGGUGUCAGUCUCUUCGGCUUUGGGAUUAUCUUGUCAACUAUCAUCGGCCACUGUUUAAAGACAUGUUGGAGGAAGUCGCACUGAGACAUACCAAGGAUUUCGUUCGUGAAGACCUGCGACUGCCACCGCAAAGCCGUCAUACUAUCACAAUUCCAUUCACACCUAUCGAAGAGCAACAUUAUACCCAGCUUUUUCAAGAAUUCUGUGAAGACUGUGAUUUUGAUCGGACAGGCGCUCCAGUCUUUGAUGAUCGGUCUGAUGAUUCGGAACCGGACUCUCCGGUAUUGAUAGAGAAAAUGCGGACAUGGUUGACACGACUGCGACAGACAUGUCUCCACCCAGAAGUAGGUGGGCGAAAUCGUCGAGCUUUGGGUCGUUCCACCAACGGUCCCCUUCGGACAGUCGAGCAGGUUCUGGAGGUGAUGAUUGAUCAACAUGAGAGCCAACUCCGCACCGCCCAGCGUAACAAGCUGAUGGCGCAAAUUCGAAGAGGACAAUUGAAAGAGAAUGCCAAAGUCACCGAUGAAGCUCUGAAGAUAUGGAAGGGUGUAUAUGACGAGUCGGUCAUUGUCGUCCAAGAAUGCCGGAAGCGACUGGAAGAAGAAAAAGUGGCCGCCAGUCUGAGCAAAGAGAAGGAGGACGAAGAUGAAGCCAACCCGCGGCUGACAGCCUCGAGGGCACGAUUACGGACGGCCCUGGAGAUCCAACACAUCUCCAUCUUCUUCAUGGCAAAUGCCUACUUCCAACUCAAAUCGCUGGAGGAGCCGGAAAGUGAGAAGUACAUCGAGUUGGAGAAACAAGAAACCGCGGCAUACGAAGAGGCCAAAGCCAUCCGUGCCGAGCUACUUGCCGAAGUCUUCCGCCAUGUGAACAAGUCAAUCAGUUCAGUUAGAGCUGUUGUGGCGGCGGGACUGACACCGAUUCCCGACAUGGAAGAGCCUGGAGACUAUACCGGGAUUGAAAGCAGGAAGAUCAUCGACAAAGUUGCCGACUACUGCCAGGCUAUGAACGUCCAAGCAAAACAGUUUCGCGAGCUACGGGAGAAGAUGGCCGACUUUUUGAGGCAAGCGCUUAUUGAUGAGGACGAAGGGGUUGAGCUUCAAGGAGACGAGUACGAAAGUUCGACCAAGCAUCAAGAUGAGAUGUAUGCUUACAUGGAGGCGCUGAGAGCACUCUUUGCCGACCGCAGUGAAGCCAUUACUGGUCAGGAGAACAUGCUUAUCAAACAAGAGAUGAAACAAUUCCUCCGCUCCGCAAAGGAGGGUGAGGGGCCGGCGCCUGAAUUGAUGUUGAAGCUGCUGGCGGAUCGUGAGUUGAAACGCGUCAAGGUCAAGGACUAUGGUUGUCUCCGUGGUAUUACAGCCGAGGUCCGACAAUUGGUCAUGUCUCUACAAUGGCAGGAAGGAAAUGGCCACACGCGAGCUGGCCAGGAACUCGUUAUCCUAGAGCGAAUCCUCAAGCACGUUCAGCAGCUUGGGGCUGGCCAAACCAAAGCCCUCAAUGCGCUUGAACAAGAGGUCAACCAGUUUCGCGACACCAUGAACAGCCGACUGGACUACUACCGAGCGCUGCAGAAAAUAUCUGACACAGUCGCCCCUUAUCAAGAAGAGAACGUCGGCAAGCCUUUGUCUCAGAGAGAAUACCGCGCUUUUGAGACCGAGGAGGCAAAGUGGCAGCAGAAGAUAGUCUCCAUGGCUGCCAAACUGCGGUACCUCAUUCACAUGAAGACCGAAUCGAAAUCGACGGCGCCGAGGAUAUGUACAAUCUGUACAGACAACUUCGAAGUAGGGACCAUGACCUCCUGUGGGCAUCAAUUCUGCAAGGAUUGCGUCUUGCUGUGGUGGAGUCAACAUCGCAAUUGUCCCGUGUGCAAGACGACGUUGCAACCCAGCAGCUUCCACGACAUCACGUACAAACCGGCCGAGAUCGCGGUUCAAGCCGAGUCGCCGACCAGCUCGACUCCGUCAAGUUCGGGAUCUGGUAGCGGUGAUCGGAGUCAUGACCAGUCGAUCUACUCCGACAUCAGCACUGCGAUGCUCAACCAGAUCAAGAACAUCGAUCUGCGAGGCCCCAGUUUCGGCAGCAAGAUUGACUUCCUGUGCCGACAUCUGAUCUGGCUCCGUGAACACGAUCCAGGGUCUAAAGCCAUCAUCUUCUCUCAGUAUCGCGAGUUCAUUGACGUGCUGGGCCGCGCCUUUGCCGAGCACAAGAUUUCGUCGACCCGCAUUGACGUUAAGAACGGCAUUGAGAAGUUUAAGUCCGAUCCGGCCGUCGAGUGUUUCCUCUUACACGCCAAGGCGCAUUCGACCGGACUGAAUCUUGUUGUCGCCAGCCACGUCUUUCUGUGUGAGCCGCUCAUCAACACCGCCAUCGAAUUGCAAGCCAUUGCACGGGUCCAUCGUAUCGGCCAAUGCCGUCCAACUACUGUUUGGAUGUACCUGAUUGCCGACACGGUGGAGGAAGCCAUCUACGACAUCAGCGUCACUCGUCGACUAGCCCACCUCCGUGGCAAAAGUAGUCGAGGGCAAGAGAAGGCUGCCAAACCGACAAGAAGACCAAUCUCCAUCAUGGAUAUCUAUGGGCGCUCGGAGUCGACGAUGCCAUCACUCUCCUCGGGCGACACAGACAAUACAGCCACUACUUCGACCACUCAUACCCCGAACGGAGGUCUACAAGAAACCGCCAUCGACGCUGCAAAUUCAAUGGAAUUGCAGGCCGCAGAUCUCUCCCGACUUCUCACUGCCGGCAAGAACGGCGGCGAAAUGGUCGACAAGGAAGAUCUAUGGGCCUGUCUAUUCAGCCGGGUCAGAAAGCGUGAGGCUGUGAUGAUGGACGGGAUAACUGGAGUGGCCGCCAGAGGUGGUUCGACGAUGAACGAUCUCCAUGCCCUGGCCGAUGCGCAACCCGCUGGGUCGGACAUCGCGAGGUAUUUGAGACUCGACGCAGUACAGCGCAGACUUGAGUCUGAUGUUCUGUGA
Messenger RNA from Capronia coronata CBS 617.96, 4404 nucleotides. RefSeq lists its product as uncharacterized. Gene Ontology annotation, biological process: protein polyubiquitination; DNA damage response. Gene Ontology annotation, molecular function: ATP binding; ubiquitin protein ligase activity; ATP-dependent chromatin remodeler activity. NCBI's taxonomy places the organism in Eukaryota, Fungi, Ascomycota, Eurotiomycetes, Chaetothyriales, Herpotrichiellaceae. The coding region runs from base 1 to 4404 and encodes 1467 amino acids. Gene Ontology annotation, cellular component: nucleus. The transcript has a single exon. The record is from RefSeq and is a predicted model, not a curated record.